This is a messenger RNA of Xenopus laevis (African clawed frog), 2547 nucleotides long. RefSeq names its product suppressor of variegation 3-9 homolog 2 L homeolog (gene suv39h2.L). Lineage: Eukaryota; Metazoa; Chordata; Amphibia; Anura; Pipidae. The record is from RefSeq and is marked provisional. Gene Ontology annotation, molecular function: histone H3K9 methyltransferase activity; transferase activity; histone methyltransferase activity. Gene Ontology annotation, cellular component: nucleus; chromosome, centromeric region; chromosome. Gene Ontology annotation, biological process: pericentric heterochromatin formation; S-adenosylmethionine metabolic process.
CGGCGGUACAAGAUGGCUGCAGCGCGUGGAGCUUGGUGUGUACCAUGCCUUGCUUCCAUUGAAACGUUGCAGGAGUUAUGCAGAAAAGAAAUGCUCACUUGUACAAACAUUGGAAUUACCAGGAAAAAUCUAAAUAAUUAUGAAGUCGAAUAUCUAUGUGACUACAGGAUUGAAAAGGGUGUGGAAAAAUUCCUUGUGAAGUGGAAGGGAUGGCCAGAGUCUUGUAAUUCAUGGGAGCCUACAAAAAACUUGAAAUGUCCAACACUUCUAAAACAGUUUUACAGCGACCUUUAUAAGUAUUUAUAUGCACUUAAACCAAAUAAAAAAGGGGUCAUAAAAAAUAAUAUUAAGUCUUUGGACCCUUCUCUUUCUGACUAUAUAGUCAAAAAGGCUAAACAAAGGAUUGCUCUACGGCGCUGGGAAGAAGAGCUGAACAGGAAAAAAUCCCAUAGUGGUACACUUUUUGUUGAAAAUGCUGUUGAUUUAGAGGGUCCUCCUAUAGACUUUUACUAUAUCAAUGAUUAUAAGGCCUCUCCUGGAGUUAACACAUUGGGUGAAGCCAUUGUUGGCUGUGACUGCUCGGACUGCUUUAACGGCAAAUGUUGUCCCACAGAAGCAGGAGUCCUUUUUGCAUAUAAUGAACACAAACAGUUAAAAAUCCCACCAGGAAGACCAAUUUUUGAAUGCAAUUCAAGAUGCAAAUGUGGUCCGGAUUGUCCUAACAGGGUGGUGCAAAAGGGGCCACCCUAUUCUUUAUGCAUCUUUAGGACAGACAAUGGCCGAGGUUGGGGUGUGAAGACACUCCAAAAAAUAAAGAAAAAUAGUUUUGUGAUGGAAUAUGUUGGUGAGGUAAUAACAAGUGAGGAGGCAGAGAGACGGGGCCAACAGUAUGACAGCAAAGGAAUCACAUAUCUAUUUGAUUUAGACUAUGAAGCAGAUGAGUUUACAGUGGAUGCAGCUCGAUAUGGGAACGUCUCACAUUUUGUGAAUCACAGUUGUGAUCCAAAUCUUCAGGUUUUUAAUGUCUUCAUUGAUAAUCUUGAUGUACGUCUUCCGCGUAUAGCGUUAUUUUCAACAAGGAAUAUCAAGGCCGGAGAAGAACUUACAUUUGAUUACCAAAUGAAAGGUUAUGGUGACCUCAGUACAGAUUCUAUUGAUAUGAGCCCUGCCAAGAAAAGAGGGAGGAUAGCCUGCAAAUGUGGAGCUGCCACCUGUCGUGGAUACCUUAACUAAAUAUCUUUCUGCUUCACCCCCAUUAAAUGUUUGCUAUGCUGUUUUUAUUUUAUUUGAAUUGCAAUGAUUGCUUAGUUUAUGGGUUUUUACUUUCCAAAAUAAAUUUUAAUGGCAAUUUUUAAACCCCUUUACUCUCAGAUGUUAGUUGUAAAUAAAAUAUGAAUGUAUCAAUUGCAAAAAUCAGUUUAGGGAUUGUUCUAAAUCCUUAAUGUGUAAAAAGUUUUGAGUUUGACACCAGGAGAUCACAAGAAUAUAAGGGUUUGGAUGCAGCAAAAUAUCUUUCCCUGUGAUGCUUGGUGCAGUAUCUGAACCCAGUUUUGCUUAUUGUGCUACAAAAAAAGUGUGGACAAAAGAUACAUUUCAACAACUGUCUGACCAAGGGCAAUAGCAAAUGGUAAAUUUUUGGACAUAUUGACUUGCUAUCAAAAUACCUUUUUAUAUUUAUUUUUACUCCCUUCAUUUUACCUCGUAAUGCCUUUAUGUUAUGAAAAUGUUGCAAUUAAUUGAAAAUGGACUGGUGCUUUCAUGAAUGUUACAUUUGUAGCAAGAAUACAGCAGCAGGCACAACUCCCAACAUUGCUUGUUCUGCCUUUACCCUUAUUUGCUCAUUGUCUAACGAGUUGUAGUAGUAGAUGAUGAGAAAUAGGUUAUUUUUUAUGGCCAUAUAAUUGAUUUUGCUGGACAAAACCAUGAGUCUACUUGAAGGAAGCUACUCAUGUUCUUGUCUGACAUAAGCCUUUUUUGUGGUUUGGCAUAUCCCAAGUGAACUGCAUAUCUGUUUGGUUGUAGAAAAUACACAUGAAAGCGGUUUAAACAUUAAUUUAAAAGAAUCGGCCCUUGUGAAUUGCUGCUAGAGCAAGGUUGUGCUAUAUUUGGUAGGAUAAUACUAUAGUUUGUAAGUAAGUGGCAGCUGUAACAUUAUGAUUAGCAUUUAUUUGAUCAACAUAUUUUAGUUUUCUUCUCUCCCCUCAAGCACUCCUUUCUGUGUACCCAUCGAAAUGACUCUUACAUUCCCCUAUAUCGGGGCUGUGCAGUUGGAGGCCUUGGGGGUUGGAUGAACAUGUCCAUGGCUUUUGUUCUGCUUCAGUGCUCUGUUGACCUCUUUGGAUGGCAUCAGUUUAUCAUCUGGUCCCCUGAAGUGCAGUAUAGUAAAUCAUUUCUAAAAUGCCUAGAAAAAACAAUUACCAAUCUCAUGUCAAUUACUUUAAAGUAAAUAAACAAAAUAUUGCACGAUAAAACAUUGAUAUUUCUUCUGUAUUGUCGAUUUCUAAUCCUUCCCUGGUGAUUAAAUUUUAAUACAUUUCUUGAAAUGUG